AGUCCCUAAAAAAAGGGAAAAACCGAAAAACCACGACUGACGGCUUCCGCUCCAGUACUUAUAGGUGUUGGUUUUGGUUCCGGGGUUCUUGCCCGGAUUGCCGCGGCACGGAGAUGGCGGCGGCGUUGGAAUGCUGGUCCGGCCGGCCGAGCACCGACGAGGACAUGGUUGAACAAGUCCUCAUGAAAACUCACCACCGCUCCGAAGCCUUCCCUCCCCUGCCAUCCUCUGUUGGAUCCGCUUCCGCUCCUACCUCCACCCCCGCUUCACCAAACUCCACUUCCGCCGGUUCACCUCCGUUGAAGAAGUGGCAUCGCCUCGGUCGCAACUUUUCGGGCGCCAUUGCCGCCCUCAAAAACUCGCUAAACCUUGACUCCUCAGCCCCUCCCCGCGGCGAGAGCAAGCUGUCAUGGGGCGGCGUUGUUCGCAGCCUUGCUCAACUAUUUCCCAGCAGCCAGUUGCCGGAGAAGCUCGUUUCCGACAUCCGCCGCCAUUUCGACUCCCUACCGAACAGCUACUCGCAAGCUGGCUUCGAUAUGAAGGACAUCAUCCUCCAUAUUCGCUUAGUCGAACAGGUCACCGCCGACGACCUGCCCGCCUUCCAGAUCCAGCAGAUCUCUGGCGAAAACUCAGGAGGCGGUGAAGGGUCUGUCUACAAACUCACCUUCGUCUGCAACUCGUCCUUUUCGUGGCCAACGAUGUCCAGUGCGAUGGACGGUUCCGUGCUCUGCUACAGGAAGAUCCAGAUCUUCGAGAAAAAGGGUCUUAUCCUCGGCGUCGUCAACGUCGUUAUCCAUCCCAGCGGCGAGAAGCAUUUCAAAUCCAGAAUCGACGUCGCCCUCCGAUCCGCCUCCAAGAAACCGAGAGCCCAAGGCGUCAAGCUUCCAUUCAGCCUCUGCGGCUGCCAGGAAGAGGGUCUGAGGGCCACCGAUGACGAUUCCCAGUUCGCGUCCGAUUACUCGGCAGCCACUGACAUCCUCCGACGAACACAUCUCCCGAACCCACUGCCCGAAUCAUCGCUGGUAGUCUCCAUUGACGAGUGGCAAACCAUCCGCUCCGGCGGUGAAGAGCUCGGCCGUUUUCUACUCGGCACUGACGAGAUGGAAUUCAUCGAAAGGGUUGGAGCCAGUUCAUUCAGAGGAUCUUAUAAAGGAAAGAAGGUGUGGAUUAAGAAAUUGAAAGGGUGUGAAAGGGGAAACGCCUAUGAGAUCGAGAUACGGCAGGACUUGAUGCAGCUGAUGAACUGCGGGCAGAAGAAUUUAUUGCUGUUUUGCGGAAUCUGCGUCCACGACAGCAAUGGGCUCUGCGUCGUGACCCGGUUGAUGGAGGGAGGAUCAGUUCAUGAUUUGAUACAGAAGAACAAGAAGGUGCCAGUCCGUGAGGUGAUGAGGAUUGCCUUGGAUGUAGCUGAGGGGCUUAUGUUCAUGAACAACCAUGGAGUGUCUUACAGAGAUCUCAACAGGCAGAAAAUCUUGUUGGAUCGGCAAGGGAAUGCUUGCCUUGGAGACAUGGGCAUUGUUUCUUCUUGCAUGAGUGCAGGGGAGGUUACAGAGUACGAGACUGCCGGCUACCGAUGGCUUGCUCCGGAGAUCAUUGCGGGUGAUCCAGAGAGUGUGACCGAGACCUGCAUGAGCAACGUUUAUAGCUUUGGCAUGGUCUUAUGGGAGAUGGUAACCGGAGAAGCCGCAUUCUCUUCCUACUCGCCAGUGCAGGCGGCGGUAGGCAUCGCCGCCUGUGGAUUGCGGCCAGAUAUACCUAAAGACUGUCCUCCAGUUCUAAGGUCUCUGAUGAUAAGGUGCUGGAACAAUUGCCCAACCAAACGACCUCAGCUUUCAGAAAUUGUUGCCAUCUUGCUGAAACAAAGCAGUUCAUAACGGUGAGCUCCAAUCUCCUCGAACUCCAAUUCUUGGAUGAGCAAAACUAAUACUGUAAGAUAUAAAAAAGCAAGUUGAUUUGUCCAUCUUGAAAUUGUCCAGAAUUGAGAACAGAUCAUUCAUUCUCCUCAGCAUGGUUAAGAUAUCACAUGAGAUGCAAGAGAUUGAUGAAGGCAAUAGAGCAUGCUCAUUAUUCAAUUCAUAAUUUGGUUCCAAAGAGCUUGUGAGAGCCUUCUUUUGUUUCUUUUGGUUGGUCCUUCUGCUUUGUGAUUGCACAAAAAUUUGUUAUUUUGUCGCUUGGAGUUGUCAGUGUGUCAAGGAUGGGUAAGUAAUGGGGGGCCUUUGUAUCCGGUGAUGUUCACUCCUCUCAUCUUAUAUGAAGAUCUAAUUGUGGAUCACUUUACGUAA
Messenger RNA from Dendrobium catenatum, 2282 nucleotides. Its product is annotated as fibroblast growth factor receptor 1. Gene Ontology annotation, biological process: protein phosphorylation. The transcript is spliced from 2 exons. Gene Ontology annotation, molecular function: ATP binding; protein kinase activity. Lineage: Eukaryota; Viridiplantae; Streptophyta; Magnoliopsida; Asparagales; Orchidaceae. The record is from RefSeq and is a predicted model, not a curated record. The coding region runs from base 114 to 1874 and encodes 586 amino acids.